Messenger RNA from Phaedon cochleariae (mustard beetle), 2679 nucleotides. NCBI's taxonomy places the organism in Eukaryota, Metazoa, Arthropoda, Insecta, Coleoptera, Chrysomelidae. The record is from the annotation of a GenBank genome assembly.
AUGUUUGUUAAAAUGGCUGCGAAUAAUUAUUUUGGUUUUACUCAUGGUGGAACACAAUAUAGUGCUGCUACUGGAGCUGCCUAUCAAACUGGCCAAGCUGGAUAUGCUGUAGCAACUCCAGCUACUGCAGCUGCUACCUACGGAACCCAAAGAGCUGGAUACGAUCAAGCUUAUCAAGCAGCAGCAGCAGCUUCACAAGGUACCUAUGCUGCUGUUGGUGCAGGUGCAACUCAAGCCUAUGAAUAUGGAUAUGGACAACCUACAGCUGCAGGUUACACAACUGCAUAUGAUCAAGCUGCAGCUGCUGCUGCUGCAGCUGUUAAACCUGCAACUUAUGCAACCACAUACACACAAAGACCACAGCAAACAGCACAAGUAGUGACUGCUGCAAAACCAGCCCAGUAUACAGCCUCUUACCAGGCAAAUCCAACAGGUUAUCAGGCCACAUAUGCUCAACCAGUUGUACAGACUACUACCCAUGCAACAACACAAGCUAAACAAGCUAAUUCGGCACCGACAUGUUCAGGCUAUGACGCUGCCCUCUAUUCCGCAGCUAGCAUGUAUGUGGCGCAGCAGUCGGCGGCUGCGGCGGCGGUAGCGGCAGCGGCGGCGGGCGGGGCGCAGCAGAAGGCCGCCCAAGGUGCCGGGUGGCAGUUCAAGAAGAGCGGCUUCGGGGCGAAGAACGUGCGCUCGAAGCAGCCGCCCAAGCCGCAGCAGCUGCACUAUUGCGACGUGUGCAAGAUAAGUUGUGCUGGCCCACAAACCUACAAAGAACAUUUGGAAGGUCAAAAACACAAAAAACGCGAGGCUGCUACCAAAAUGUCUGCAUCCGUUGCGGUGACAACUCAGAAUCGUGCUGGAAACUCCCUUAGAUGUCAACUAUGCGACGUUACAUGCACAGGUAACGACGCUUACGCCGCCCACAUCAGAGGCUCCAAACACCAAAAGGUCGUCCUUUUGCACACCAAGCUGGGCAAGCCGAUCCCCACGCAGGAGCCGGAAGUGAUCGGCGGCACCAAGAAAUCGAUCGCCGCCGCCCCGAAAAUCAACUUCGUGCCCUCGGGCGGGCUGGGCGUGACCGCCAACAAUGGCGAAGCGGCCGCCAAAGAGGACGAGGAUGAGGUGCCAGAGCCGGACAUCCAGCCUGUCGGGCAGGACUAUAUCGAGGAGAUCAAAGGCGAUGAUGGCAAGAUGAUCAGUUUCAACUGCAAAUUGUGCGAGUGCAAAUUCAACGAUCCGAAUGCCAAAGAGAUGCACAUGAAAGGUAGAAGACAUCGUUUGCAAUACAAGAAAAAAGUCAAUCCCGAACUGGUCGUCGAUGUUAAGCCUUCUUUGAGGCAAAGAAAAAUACAAGAAGAAAAGAUGCGCAGAGCUGUGCUAAGAGAGGAGUUUUGGGCCCGUCGUCAUUACCCUGACAACGAGGAAGCUUAUUGGGAUGGUAGAGGUUACGGGGACGACUACGGACACGGAAAUAUGGGUCCCUACCCGAGAGGUAGACCGUACCCAGGAGCACCACCACCGUUCUUCCAAGGAGGCGGGGGACAGCCGCAACGCCGCCCAGACUCUAGCGACGACAAGCACGUGACAGCACGCCACUCUGAGAUCUAUCCCAAGGAGGAGGAGCUGCGCGCCGUGCAGCGCUUGGUGUCGCACGCCGAGCGUGCCCUCAAGAUCUGCUCCGAUCAAAUGGCGGAGGCCGCUAAGGCGAAGGACGGGAAAGCGGCGGCCGUAACAGGGAAGGUGGAUUUCGAGCAGCAGAAGGAGGAUGGACGAGAUAAUCAGUUAUUCUCGUUCCAACAAGAAGGCGACUUGGCUCCCAGGACCCUCAAAGGCGUCAUGCGCGUCGGCCAUCUCGCCAAAGGCCUUUUGCUCGCCGGCGACACCAACGUCGAACUCGUGGUCUUGUGCGCCGACAAGCCCACGCUAACCCUGCUCAAGAAAGUGGUCGAGCUGCUGCCGCCUGCCCUCAAGCGCGUUGCCCCGGAUCGCGCGUACGCCGUAACGAUCAACGCGCCCGAGGCGGGACUGGUGAUCGGUGCCGAAGGGAUGACGGUGCUGGUGCAAUUCACCAGUCCGGUGAUCAGAGAGCAGCAAGAAGCUGCGAGCGGCGGGUUCGACAGGGAUGUUCUCUCACGCGGCAAGUGUCUCCAGGCGCUGGCAGCCCUCAGACAUACCAAAUGGUUCCAGGCUAGGGCAUUGGGUCUACAUUCCUGCGUGAUCGUCAUUCGCAUCUUGAGAGAUUUAUGCCAGCGCGUUCCCACUUGGUCGCCGUUGAGUCCAUGGGCCAUGGAAUUGCUAGCAGAGAAGGUGGUAUCGUCUGCCCCGGGCCAGUCGCAGUUGUCGCCCGGAGAUGCCCUGCGCCGCGUGAUGGAAGCGGUGGCCAGCGGGCUGCUCUUGCCCGGAGGGCCCGGAUUGGCUGAUCCGUGCGAGAAGGACGGGCCGGACGCGACGGCGUCCUUGAACGCGCAACAGCGCGAAGAUUUGACUUGCUCGGCGCAGUACGCGCUGCGUUUGAUCGCCUACAGACAGAUUUAUAAGGUACUGGGCAUGGAUCCAUUACCUAGUCCACAAAAAGCAUUCAGAAAGGAUAGAUUUGGAAGGAAACGUCGACUAUCAGGAAGUGUACAAGAAGGAACUGGAAAUGACACUGGAAAAAUGGUGAAGACAGAAGGUACAUAG